AUGCUUCCUGCCAGUUAUAAUGGAUGCCGUCUGCUCGGAGGCCGCCAUGGACCUCUCAGUUCGCACACAAAUGUUUGAAGCUCAUAUACAGAAUUACAGUGGCAGUGAUCCACUUGAUCCCUGGUACAGGUAUUUUCAGUGGAUAGAAGGAAUGUCAGAAGCAGAAGGAAAGCAAAAUUGCCUGUCAUCUUUAUUGGAGCAGCUUGUGAAAACAUUUCUAAGUGAUAAGAGAUAUCAAGACGACAUGAGAUUCAUCAACUGCUGUGUCAAAUUUGCUGACUUCAUUGAUAAUCCAAGUCAUUUUUUCGAUUAUAUGUACAGCCAAGGAGUUGGUAACAAAUCAUCAAUUCUGUACAUUGCUUGGGCACAACAACUUGGUAGACAAGGAAAUGUGCCUCAGGCAUGCAUUAUUAUUCAGAGAGGUAUCCAAAAUGAAGCCCAGCCAAUUGAGAAAUUACAUCAGCAGUAUCUGUUGUUACAGAACAGUUUGCCACAGAAUGAAAUUUCAACUCCAGUUGGUGUUUUGCAGCCACGUAAUCCUCAGCUGUCUAAUCAGUUGGCUUCUAAAAAGGAUUCAACCUGUCCCUACCAGAGUCAGAAUUCAAACAGUUCUGAAUUAUACCCUAUGACUUGCGGGGGACAAGGGAAUAUAGAAAAACCCAAGUACAUCACCACCAUUUCCAAGUCAGAAGUUGUACCAGUGCCAUCAAGUCAUGCUGCCCUUGAGCAGAAGGCAAUGUAUGUCAAGGCACUUCUUGAGUGUGAAGGUUCUGAACUGUGCUUUGAAGAAGUGAGAGCCAAAGCAUAUUUGAAGAAGGCAGAAUGCUUGAAAAGGCAAAAGGAAUUGGAGAAUGAAGACAAUGAGCUAAUGAAAAAGAAAGAAAGUGACCUUCUUGAGCUACAGAAACUGCAGCAGAAAUUGGACCAGCUCUCCCAAUCAUCUUCAUGCCAGAAAGAUGGGUUACAGCCAAUUGCUCACCAGUCCUUGCUAAGCUCGACAGGGGCACAUAAAUCCUUCAAAUCAGAAAGAGCAGCAUUCCAUGGAAAUGAGAGACGAUAACAGAAAUACGUCAGGCUUUUUCGAUCAACGUCAUAUGACUCUAAAUGCAUCAAGCAUAAUACAAGCAACCCCAUCUAAAGUGCAGCCUUCUCCUACUGUUCACACAAAAGAAGCCUUGGGGUUCAUCAUGGACAUGUUUCAAGUGACUUCUCUAAAAGAUACCACUAUACUUUCAGAAGAUGAGGAAGAAGAUGUUGAAGCUCUCUUCAGAAACAAAGAUCCAGUUGAAGCUGUCAGCAUUAAGCCUAGUGUUCCUGCUGCAUUAUCUGCUUUUACAAUUUUUGAAGAUGAGAAUAUGGAAGUCCUGCAGUCAGUCCCAAAGUCGACAUCUAUCAAAGUGUUUGGUGAACGUCCCAGAGACACUUUGACUGUUUCUAAACCAAGAGAUGAAAGCCAGCCAGCAGAGGGCCUGACAAGUGACUAUACGGUAUGGGCUAACCCAUGUAACCAAACUUUUGCUCCAUGUCUGAAAAGCCCAGGAGAUUUCAUUCAAGCUGCUCACCUUGCCUCCUCUACACCGUUCAAUACCAUUUCAGUGCCUUUAGCCCAAGAGAUGCAAGCUAGAGUCUUUGAGAACCCUUGGGAUGAGAGUUUAAUCUUCCAGCUUCUGUCCAGGGUGCCAAAACCAAUAAGUGCUUAUCCCAAUACUUUCCAGUGGGCAUCAAAUCUUCCAGUUGUCAGACCAAAAGCUAUUGUCACAUUAGCAUCCACAUCCUUCCACAUUGAUUGCUUACUUGGAGAAGGAGCUUUUGCACAGGUGUAUCAAGCUUCUGUCCUUGACAUGGAUAACUCUAAGAAUAAUCACAAAGUAAUACUGAAGAUACAGAAACCUGCAAGCCCCUGGGAAUUCUAUAUAGCAGCUCAGCUGACUGAAAGGCUGAAGCCUCAUAUGCAUCAUCUUUGCAUCCAAUUCCACGGUGCUCACUUCUUUCGAAAUGGAAGUGUUCUAAUAGGGGAGCUUUACAGUUACGGAACUUUAUUGAACACCAUAAAUAUAUACAAAAAACUAACAGAGAAGGUGAUGCCCCAAGCUCUGGUUAUUUAUUUCACCAUAAAAAUCCUGCACAUGGUAGAAGAGCUUCACAAGUGUGGAAUAAUUCAUGGUGACAUUAAACCUGACAACUUCAUAUUUGGCGAAAGGUUUUUGGACAAUGACACAUGUGAUAUUGAUGGCACAUCUCAUGGUCUGACGAUUAUUGACUUUGGUCAAAGCAUAGAUAUGACCCUGUUUCCUGAAGGAACCGCUUUCAACGGAAAGUGUGAGACAUCUGGGUUUCAAUGUAUUGAAAUGAUUACAGGCAAGCCGUGGAAUUACCAGACUGAUUAUUUUGGAAUUGCUGCAACAGUGUACUGCAUGUUAUUUGGCACAUAUAUGAAAGUAAAAAAUGAGCAAGGAAUCUGGAAACCUGAUGGUAUCUUUAGAAGGGUUCCCAAUGGAGAGGUCUGGGUUAAUUUCUUCAUCACUUUGCUGAACAUACAAGACUGCAACCACUUGCCUUCAUUGGGAGCUUUACGGGCAACGUUGAGAGACUUAUUUUUAAAAAGUUAUUCCAAUAAAGUAAUAGUUCUCCGUAACAGGCUUGCAGUGUUGCUUGUUGAAAACAAACGAUCACGGAAGUAAAGACUGGACUCUUGUGAAACAACGAAAAGAUUUUGAUAUUGUUUGAUCAAGUCUUCAUGAAGUUUCAUCUUGUUUCGUCAAGCGGCAGUUUAACUUUGGUUUGACUUGCAAAGAUUGGCACUGUACUUCUGAUGCUUAAAUGGUGCACGAUUAAUGGUGUUGGCUUCCAUUUUCUAACACUUCUCAAAAAUGUUAAUAUUGGAGAUGAACCCUCUUUUUGGAACUGGACAGCAGAAAAAUAGGGAAUAGGGAGUGGAGUUUGAGCAAAAAGUCAACAUGGAGAGACCCAAACCUUGAGAAUGAAAAUUGAGAUUGAUGGAGGAGUCAGCACUUGUGGAACUCACAUCCUAAUAUCUAAAUGCUCCAGUGUCUUUUUUCCUGUGAGUACUUUAUAAACAAUAAAAUGUGCUUUCAAAGGAAAAUUGUCUAGUCAAGUCCGUUCAUUUUAAUUUUUCAAAUAAGAGUUGAAUAAUAGUAAAUAAUACAAGGCAUCAAGUGUGAUAGAUAAAUGUAAUACUGUCAGCAUAUCUUGAGUUAAAAUUAUAAUUAUAUUGUAUUAAAACUAUUAUUUAGUCAUUAAGUACCAACCAUGGAUCAAGUUUCCUGUAUCUGAAGCUCUUCUACUAUGAUAAGUUUCCAACAAGACUAUGAUGGGAAUUGUAGUCUCCAGACAGUUUCUUACAUAAAUAUAUAAAAACAGAAACCAAAUUGUCUUAUAGUUACAAUCAUACCCUUUAUCCCAAUUCCUUAUUCCCAAGAGUAAAAGCUUUACUGCUGGUCUCUUUGUCAUUACUAUCUCAAAGAGAAAAACAACCCCAGCCAAG
Messenger RNA from Thamnophis sirtalis, 3505 nucleotides. NCBI's taxonomy places the organism in Eukaryota, Metazoa, Chordata, Lepidosauria, Squamata, Natricidae. The record is from RefSeq and is a predicted model, not a curated record.